AUGGCUAAUAGAUUAAAAGUUGUUAUGGGUAAAAUUAUUCAUCCUUUACAAGGAGCUUUUGUCCCCGAAAGAUUAAUUCAAGAUAAUGUUCUCCUGGCUCAUGAAGUUUUUCAUUCUUUUAAAAAUAAAAAAGGGUUGAGAGGUUGGAUUGCUUUGAAACUGGAUAUGAAAAAAGCGUAUGAUCGUCUAGAGUGGAAUUUCAUCUUUAUUACUCUUGAGAAAUUGGGUUUCUGCUCUCGUUGGAUAGAGUGGCUAAAACAAUGUAUUACUACUGUCUCCUUUUCAGUUUUAGUUAAUGGUAUUCCUGGUGAAACUUUUGUCCCGUCAAGAGGAAUUCGUCAAGGAGACCCUUUAUCUCCUUAUAUCUUUAUUUUAUGUGCAGAAAUUUUAGCUCGUCAAUUGCAUAGAGCUAGUUCUAUUGGCUCUUAA
Molecule: messenger RNA, 429 nt
Organism: Beta vulgaris subsp. vulgaris (sugar beet)
Lineage: Eukaryota; Viridiplantae; Streptophyta; Magnoliopsida; Caryophyllales; Amaranthaceae
Product: secreted RxLR effector protein 78-like
Exons: 1
Coding region: 1-429 (142 amino acids)
Source: RefSeq, a predicted model, not a curated record